Messenger RNA from Oryza sativa Japonica Group (Japanese rice), 2243 nucleotides. The record is from RefSeq and is a predicted model, not a curated record. NCBI's taxonomy places the organism in Eukaryota, Viridiplantae, Streptophyta, Magnoliopsida, Poales, Poaceae.
CUCUCGAACUCACCCUUAGUGUCCAGUAGUGCCACUCCACUCCAGUAUAAUAGGAGCUUAAUUGGGAGACAGUCAGUCAGUUCAAGCCAGAGGGACCGGUAAAUUCAUCGAUUAUUUUGGUCUAGACCCGUUCGCCGUUGAGCCGAGGAGCAAUGGCCGGAGGACUAGCUCAACUCUGGAAAGAGUGGCAAAUUCAAAUACUAAUCAUCCUCAGCUUCACUCUACAAGUUAUCCUCCACCUCUUGUCAUGGAUCCGUCGACACAAAGGUUACAAAGUGUUAAGGAUCAUCCUAUGGCUUUCCUAUCUAUCUGCUGACUCCACUGCCAUCUACACGCUUGGCCAGCUAUCCAUGACCACAAGCAGCAGCUCACGUGAGCACCUGCUGAAUGCGUUCUGGGCAACAUUCCUCUUACUUCACCUGGGUGGCCCGGAUAACAUCACAGCUUAUUCCUUGGAGGACAACCAGCUCUGGUUGCGCCACCUGUUAACUUUCACAGUGCAGGUGUUGGGUGUUGCUUAUGUUCUCUACAGAUACAUUGCCGGCAGUAGGACUUUGGUCGAGGCCAUCAUCCUAAUGUUUGCCGUCGGUGUUGUCAAGUAUGGGAAGAGGGUAUGGGCAUUCAUGUGUGCUAACAUGGACAGCAUCCGAAGCUCUCUUGAUUUUUUAGAUGAUUCAAGUGCUCACAAUCCUUACCUUGAGCAGGCCAGAAAAGAGAGGAUGAACAGAGAUCUAAAGCAGGCUCUGUUGGGUGCUCAUUACAUGUUCGAUUUUUGCAAGAGCCUAUUCGUUGAUGCUCUUUCGAUGUCAGAGCCCCAAAGAAGUGCUGUCGAGUAAGCCAUGCAAAUUGAUGGUGGAAAGCACAUGUACAGGUUAAUCGAGAUGGAGCUAUCCCUCAUGUAUGACAUUUUAUACAGCAAGGCAGCGGUUAUACACACCUGGUAUGGCCGUUGCAUUCGAGUCUUUUCACUACCUGCCACAGUUGCUGCACUGCUGCUAUUCCAUUUCAGUAGGAGAGAUGCUUAUCACAUAGUUGAUUUUGCCGUCACUUAUGCUUUGUUGAUCGGGGCUAUCCUCCUUGAGAUCACAACAUUGCUGAGGACUGUAGGGUCUUCUUGGACAUGUGCGUUCUUGCAUACUAGGAAAUGGGAUUGGCCCUGCAAUUCUGUAAUGUUUACUCGUCAGAUUGUGAAAGCAGGACGAAGUAGAUUAUGGCUGGAUUCUAUUGGACAAUAUAACUUGCUAGAUUUCUGUACCCGUGAUAUGACGGAUCUGAGAGGCAGGAUUGCCAUGAAAGUGGGGCUUGAGAACUGGUUUAAUAAACUGCAUUACUCAAACACAACCUCAAUUUCAAGUGAUAUCAAGGAGUUUGUGCUAAAAGAGAUACAAAAGAGAGGCCGAGGGGACAUCAGGAAUGCACGGCGUAUGUGCAUCCUCUAUGAGAAUAAAAUGGAUGAGGAACUCAGCUGGAGCACGGUAGACAUUGACUUUGAAAAAAGCAUCCUUGUGUGGCAUGUCGCAACCGAUGUCUACCUAUGUUGUUUCAAAGAAGAGGUGGAACAUACAGAGAAACCUGUUGUAAAGGUGAUCAAGGAGAUCUCCAACUACAUGUUGUACCUCCUUCUGCAGCACCCGGAUAUGCUACCUGGGCCAAUUCGCAUAGGUCUGUACCCAAAGGUAUGUGCAAGUUUGGUUGAACUCUGGCAGGAGCACUCCACCAGUAGCUCGGAGGGUGGAGACAACAACCGCUCAAAAAGCAAGAAACUAGCAAGCUUGUUGUUCCAAAAAUUUGGCAGUGAGAGCACAGAUAAUGAACACGGCCAGGUUUACCUUGAUGGGACUGCAGUCGCUGGGUACCUACUUCGCAACGAAUGCAAUGUGCCCAACAUGCUGGGGUUGAUUGCUGGGGUGUGGUUCGAGAUGUUGUGCUAUGCGGCGCACCACUGCAGCGAGGAGUCACAUGCCAGGCAGCUGAGCACUGGUGGUGAGUUCCUCACUGCUGUGUGGCUUCUUGUGGAGCACAUCAAAUUUCCCAAGUCUGAGGAUGAUGGGGGACCUAGUCAUGUGUCAACCGAGAUAUCUCAACAGCAGUUAGAUAACGUAGUUUAAUUAGAUAUCUCUAUCUUGUAUUCAGUAAUUGUCUCAUGUGGUAGAUGAUAUCAUAUACAGGCUGGUUGUUUUGAUUGGUUGGUGUAUGCUUUCCUUGUAAGUCACGAUGGAGGCUAUUUCCAUCCUAUAUUAACA